AUGGGUUGUCUCACCAUAUACGUAGCUUGGCUUGUGCUUGCGUUUAUGUCCUAUGAAGGAUUGGCUGCGGCCAAUUUACAACAUAUACAAGAAUUACUUGAAACUAUUCGACACGCUGCAGAUGCUUGGAAGCUCCUUAAAGAUCUUCCCCCAACUCUUGCUGAAAGUUUUUCAUCUAUAAUUUCGAAACACGGUACAAAAAAUACAGAGAAAAGUUCGUAUGAUUUCGUCGUGGAUUUAACUCGUCCUACAGAUAUAUAUGGUGCUCUAAAAGCAUAUCCAUUAUCAUUUCCUAUAGGAAAACAGUCUUAUGAUAAUAAAACAAAAGACUCUUAUAGUCGAUUUAUUAUCAAUGUGGUUGGUCGAUACAACGUUGGUAAAACGUAUGUUUUACGUCUUUUAGCUAAUAUUAAUCUCGGACAUUCAUUCACUGAAAGAACAAAUGGCAUCAGUGUAUCAUUACCACCGCUAAACAAGACAAACAAUGUACCGAUGGCACUGAUUGAUACAGCUGGUAGUCGCACACCAGUUGAAUAUAGUUCGAAAACAUUUCACAGACUAUCCUACGAAAAGCAACUGUCCGAUUCAUUUGUACAAGAAAUAGCAUUUAAUUCAGCUGAAAUAUUCGUACUCGUAGUUAAUCAAUUAACAUUAGAUGACGAACUAUAUUUGAAAACAUUAAAUAAGCGCUUACAAGAAAAAGGUUAUAGAGAUAAUGACAUAAAACAAAGAUUAUUGAUAUUGCAUAAUUAUUUUAAUUUGAAAGCAAUUGAAGAAGUUGAACGAGUCGAAACUGCUGAACUAAAAAACGUAUUUAAUGCUGUAAAACAACCGCAAGGAUAUUGGCUUAGUGAAUAUUUUAAGCAUUUUGUACUUGCCGACAGUAAUAGUAAAGCUGGUAAGCAUUACAAUCAGAAAUCUAUUGCAGAAAUCCUCAAAAUGAUCCAGGGUGCACCAGCUGCAAAAGAGAAAGAUGUACUCACACGAAUAAUAAAAGAAAUUGAGCAACUAUUAAAUAAAUUUUUAAUAGAAAAAUCGCCAUCGAUAUCUAAGCAGCAAGAACCAAAUAACGAAACGGCCGUUGGAUAUGUUGCAGCUAAAAUAGAACUGGACUAUAAUAAACAACAUAAAAUUCAAUUAACAGAUAAAAGACAGAUUAAUGUCAGUUUAGAAAUUAAAGAAUUAGUUUUGGAUAAAUUACAUUCAUGGUAUUUUAUUUGUUCACGGGAACCGUUAAGAAACGAUGUCAUCUUAUCGAAGAAUUUAAAAUUUAACGAAGAUGGUUCUAUUUAUAUUGACUAUUCAUCUCAGUUCAUACCUGAUAUGCAGGUUGCCAUUAUUAAUCAAGAUGAAGAUGUUGGCAUCAAAAUAGAAUGUCCUUCGUGCUCAUCAAAUUUCACAGUGCGCGUUCGGCAGGGUUCAAUUAUUGUGCAAGCUGAAAAAAUAUCAGAUAUGACAUUGAAAGACUAUGUUAAUACAAGGCGUACUGGAAAAUUCGAAGUGCAAAUUCCUAUUAGCAAGUUAGACGAAGAUAAAGUAUACGAUUUUCCAUCCUUGAAGAAAGAAUUUUCCAACGGUGUCAUUAUUAUAACUAUACCCAAGCUUCGAGAUGAAUUUUAA
Rotaria sp. Silwood2 is the source of this 1620-nucleotide messenger RNA. The record is from the annotation of a GenBank genome assembly. NCBI's taxonomy places the organism in Eukaryota, Metazoa, Rotifera, Eurotatoria, Philodinida, Philodinidae.